AUGCCUCCUCACCAAAACAAGACCAACUUCCGCACUUACGAGUCUAGCGUGCGUCUACUCGCAGCCGUGCUCGCUUCUGCAAAGCCCAAGCUUAACUAUGCUGAGCUCGCAGAAUACAUGGGCGGAGGUACGACCGCGUCGGCCGUAGAUCAUCGCCUGCGUCCCGUCAAGCAACUAGCCAAGAUGCAAAUCGCCUGUAGGAAGGCCAAAGAGGACCCGGGAAAGUUGCCCGUCGAGACCCAAGAGAUUCAGAAGCUGUUCGGCGAGUCGACCGUCGGAGGAGUCGAGUGGCAGUUCCGUGAGAUCAAGGCAGUGGGCCGAGCACAGCAGCAGGCUCUCGAGGAAGGCAAGAACCCAGCCGAGGUCAAGAUCGGUCCUGGCAAGCCCAAGUUAAGCACGACGCCCCCUUCUACGGCGAAGAAGGCUGGCGCCGGUGGCACUCCCGGCUCGAAGCGCAAGCGUGGAGGCAAGAAGGUCAACAUGUCCGACGAGGACACUGGCGGCGGCGACGACUCUGACUACGACGUCAAGGACGUCAAAUCAGAGGAGGAAGAGUCCAAGACUCCGGCCCCCAAGCGACGCAACACCGCGACCAAGGCUAGCGCUACCAAGGCCAAAGCUACCCCAGCCUCCAAGAAGAACGGCAAUGACAAGGACACCACGACGGCCAACGGCGGUGUUGCUCGCAACCUCUUCCCUGCCAGUGGUGGCAGACAGUCCACCAAUGGCGACUCCCUCUUCGGCAAAGGCAUUCAACGCGUCCCGACCAAGACCAACGUCCAGGUCAUCGUUGACUCCGACUCGGGUGAGGACGACGAGACAGCGACUGGCCGUCAGAAUCCCCAGCGCUCCUGCCGCGUUAAGGAAGAGGCCAAGGAGCCUGGUGAGGAGGAGCACGUCGAUACACCUGCAUUCAACAGCUACGAGAGUUCCACCCAGGACGUACCCGAUGAUCUCUCAGACGGCGAGAUCUGA
Molecule: messenger RNA, 975 nt
Organism: Annulohypoxylon truncatum
Lineage: Eukaryota; Fungi; Ascomycota; Sordariomycetes; Xylariales; Hypoxylaceae
Exons: 3
Coding region: 1-975 (324 amino acids)
Source: RefSeq, a predicted model, not a curated record